AUGCCGGGACCGCGGCGUGCGCCAGGCCGGCACUGCGCCUGCGCGGGCCCGGGGGCUGCUGGGAGAUCACCAAGGCUCUGGGAAAGGGUCUCUGUGGACGUGGCCGGCUUCUCCCCGGAGGGGCUGACGGUGAGGAUGGAGGGGAGGAGCGUGACGGUGACCGGGAAGCAUGCAAAGCAAAGCACGUGGGAAGAGGGGGGCCGCAGGCAGGAAUACAGGGAGCUGCGCACCCAGGCUGAGCUGCCAGAGGACAUGGAUCUCCAGGCCGUGACCUGCUGCCUGUCCCGGGACGGACAGCUCUGCAUCCAGGCUCUGCGCCCGGCCCCGCCACCCGUGGAGGGGAGAACCCUUCCCAUCAGCAUCCAGCAGGCGCAGGAGGCCGGGACGGGGAAGGUGCCGCAAAGCAGCAAGGGGCUGGGCAGGGGACCUGCAGGAGGGAGCGAGGUAACGAGGGCGUCCUGA
This is a messenger RNA of Gopherus flavomarginatus (Mexican gopher tortoise), 462 nucleotides long. Its product is annotated as heat shock protein 30C-like. The transcript has 2 exons. Bases 1 to 462 code for a protein of 153 amino acids. The record is from RefSeq and is a predicted model, not a curated record. Gene Ontology annotation, molecular function: protein folding chaperone. Lineage: Eukaryota; Metazoa; Chordata; Testudines; Testudinidae. Gene Ontology annotation, biological process: protein refolding; response to heat.